UAUAAAGGCAGUGGGGGUUAUUGUGGUGCGUACCGUGGUAAUGUGUGUCGGGACAUGUUAAGGAGCGAUGCCCUGGUCUUCUUUAACUCCUCCCUCAAUGACCCCGAGGACACACAGGAGUUCAUGGUUCAGAGCGCCUGGGCGGAUCUCGACAGACUGGGCAUGCUCUGUAGCCCUGCCGCCCACUCCCUGCUCUGUCAUCUCUCCUUCCAGGACUGCAUCCCUUCUGGCCUGGGACCUGUUCCUAAACCAAUCUGCAGGGAGCACUGUCUGGCAGUGAAGGAGCUCUACUGUCGUAAGGAGUGGCCCCUGAUGGUAGGGAACUCCCAUAAAGGCCAGUACUCCUCUGGCUCCUCCGGCCUCUCUAUCCCCAUGCCUGACUGUAUGGCUCUGCCCUCACAACACACAACACCAGGAGCCUGCACACCCAUCCCCUUUGUCGAUAUAAAGAAAGAUCAAGUCACAACAACGUGUUACAAUGACAAAGGAAGGUUCUACCAAGGACCAGUCAACAUCACCAGCUCUGGUAUCCCCUGUCAGAAAUGGAGCCAACAGGGUCCCCACCUGCACCGUCUCAGUGUGGAUGUAUUAUCAGAGCUGAGGAACGCACAGAGCUCGUGCCGGAACCCCGGAGGAGAAAAUGAGAAGCCCUGGUGUUAUACAACCAACCCCAACAUCCGCUGGGAAUACUGCAACAUUCCCAAAUGUGGAGAAGUGGUAGUGAAGACGGAGUCAUCGUUCCCUCGCCAGAAUCCUCCCCUCCUCCCUCCCUCCGUCUCUCCGGCCUACUCUAUGAUCAUCAUCAUCAGUCUACUAGCAGCCUUCGCAGCCAUAGCGUUCCUCAUCAUCAUCAUGUGCAAGAGGAGGAGGAAGACAUGGAAGAACCACAAGACAGCCAUGGAGACCCCCACCCUGACUGCCUUACCCUCUGAGAGUCUGCUGCUGGAUCGCCUCCACCCCAACCCCAUGUACCAGCGCCUGCCCCUACUGCUUAACUCCAAGCUGCUGGCUCUAGAGUAUCCCAGGAACAACAUUGAGUAUGUCAGGGACAUCGGAGAGGGGGCCUUCGGACGGGUCUUCCAGGCCAGAGCCCCAGGUCUCCAGCCCAUUAAGCCCUUCACCAUGGUAGCAGUGAAGAUGCUGAAGGAAGAAGCAUCUGCUGACAUGCAGAACGACUUUCAGAGAGAAGCCGCUCUCAUGGCUGAGUUUGACCACCCCAACAUCGUCAGGCUGCUAGGUGUGUGUGCGGUGGGGAAGCCCAUGUGUCUGAUGUUUGAGUACAUGUCUUACGGAGACCUGAACGAGUACCUGCGCCGCCGUAGUCCCACCCAGCAACACAGCCUGAGCCAGGCCAGCCUAUCAGGACGCAGCUUCUCCUCUGAACUGGAGUUGGGGCCACUGUGCUGCGAAGAACAGCUGUUCAUAUCAAAGCAGGUUGCGGCGGGCAUGGCAUACCUAUCGGAACGGAAGUUCGUCCACCGCGACCUGGCCACCCGGAACUGCCUCGUAGGAGAGGAGAUGGUGGUUAAGAUCGCCGACUUCGGUUUAUCCAGAAACAUCUACUCUGCUGACUACUACAAGGCCAAUGAGAACGAUGCUAUCCCCAUCCGCUGGAUGCCCCCGGAGUCCAUCUUCUACAACCGUUACACCACGGAGUCGGACGUGUGGGCCUACGGGGUCCUUCUCUGGGAGAUCUUCUCCCACGGCAUGCAGCCGUACUACGGCAUGGCCCAUGAAGAGGUCAUCUACUACGUUAGAGAUGGCCACAUCUUGGCCUGCCCUGAGAACUGUCCUGUAGAACUGUUCAAUCUGAUGAGACUGUGUUGGAGCGGACACCCCACAGACAGACCCAGCUUCAGUAGUAUCCAUCGUAUCCUGGAACGGAUUCACGAGCAGACGCUGAGACCGGCCAUGCCGACGCCAGAGUUAAGGCCCACUCUAUCCACCCUGCCAACCUUGCCUGCCUUGCCUAACCUAUCUCCCUUUUCCCCCCACCCUGCCCUGUGCCCUGUGCCCGGGGCCGUAGCCAAUUGAUUGAAACGGCAAGCUGCCAGGCAUUUACUCAAAUGUACAGUCAUUAGUGAUUUUAAUAGAUCCUGUCCCUCCCCAGAGCAAAAAUCUCUGGAUCCUGUGUCGUCUCAGACUCAAAUAAUGUUGGUCAGGACAGGGGGCAUCAUUGUUCAUAUCCACUGAUUCAUGGUGAAGAAGACCAGCGAUAGUAGAAAUGAAUGUUGUUGGUCAGGACAGGGGCAGCAGACUGAUGAAAUGACAUGAACUAAGUAUAGUGCCAAGACAACUGGAUAUUUAGGAGAGGCUGAUAUCGGAGAAGAAGUCGUGGCGGAUGACAGAGGUUAGAGAGCUAAUGUACAGAUAGUACAGUCAAUUCAUUCAGUACUUAACUAGUACAGUCAAUUCAUACAGUACUUAACUAGUACAGUCAAUUCAUUCAGUACAUAACUAGUACAGUCAAUUCAUUCAGUACAACUAGUACAGUCAAUUCAUUCAGUACUUAACUAGUACAGUCAAUUCAUUCAGUACUUAACUAGUACAGUCAAUUCAUUCAGUACUUAACUAGUACAGUCAAUUCAUACAGUACUUAACUAGUACAGUCAAUUCAUUCAGUACUUCACUAGUACAUCAUUUAAGCAUACUGACAAUAUGCCAUCAAAUAGGCUCAGCAUAUUCCAGCAGCGAUAUUUAUAUAUAUAUGUACUGUAGGUUUAGCUUAUUUUUAGACAAAUAGCUAUUCCACUUUUGGGCAUUCUCAUUAUGUUGUACUAUUGGUCCUUUUUUAAUCUUGUAUACUUUAUCGACACAUUUAGAUAGAAUGAUUCUUAUAGACUUGAGCACAGCUUUUUGUGUUGACUGGGUAGUGGUCAUUCUAGGUUAACAACGGUCAGUUUGAAAUGCAUUGCAACAAAUGUCUUCUAAUAAGCUGUUUGAAUUCUUAUGUGAAUUUCUGGAGAUUUGUUGGAUGUUGUGUUGGUUGUGGUGUUGAGUUGGAUAUUGGUUUGUGAAGAGUGUCAAUUAUUAUUUUAAGUUAAAUUAAACGUGUGUGAUCAUCAGCACAACAUUGAUUUAUAUAUAUGAUCAAUUAACUAAAAUGUUUUAGACCCCUUGUGACCUUUUUAAAAUGUGUGGUUCGAUACCGAUUGUUUCAAUAGAACCGUUUUUGCUCAUCUCACAUAAACAAUGAUCCAUAAGCCCAUGUAGUGUAGACACAUCAACCCUUUACUAGCAGUAUAAAGAACCCUUAUUUCUGAGACUGUGUGUCCCAAAUGUCACGUUAUUCCCUACGUAGUGCACUGGAUAGGGAAUGGGGUAUAAUUUGAUUCCCUGCAUAGUGCACUGAAUAGGGAAUGAGGUGUAAUUUGAUUUCCUACAUAGUUCACUGAAUAGGGGAUGAAUAGGGGAUGAGGUGUAAUUUGAUUGCCUAGUAAAUCAUAAUUGUUGUAUCGGUCAACAUGUUUGUUACAGAUCUUGUAUGAUAGAUGGCACUGUUUCACCACAAUCACCCUCAGUUCAAUAAACCUUUGGUCCA
This is a messenger RNA of Oncorhynchus tshawytscha (Chinook salmon), 3541 nucleotides long. RefSeq names its product muscle, skeletal, receptor tyrosine kinase (gene musk). Gene Ontology annotation, biological process: multicellular organism development; positive regulation of kinase activity; cell surface receptor protein tyrosine kinase signaling pathway. NCBI's taxonomy places the organism in Eukaryota, Metazoa, Chordata, Actinopteri, Salmoniformes, Salmonidae. Gene Ontology annotation, cellular component: signaling receptor complex. Gene Ontology annotation, molecular function: ATP binding; transmembrane receptor protein tyrosine kinase activity; protein binding. The record is from RefSeq and is a predicted model, not a curated record.